AUGGCUACUCAGCAAUUCUAUGAGCUCUAUCGAGGCAGCAGUAUAGGCCUUGCGCUCAUCGACACAAUCGACGAUCUAAUCAACGAUGGUCGCAUCGAACCGCAACUAGCCAUGAAGAUUCUCAGCAACUUCGACCGCGCCAUCGCCGAGACACUGGCAGAGAAAGUCAAGUCAAGACUCACUUUCAAGGGUCAUCUCGAGACCUAUCGAUUUUGCGAUGACGUUUGGACAUUCCUCGUGAAGGACGUGAGAUUUAAGAGCGAUGGCGGCCAAGAAUUCACUGCAGACAAGGUCAAGAUUGUCAGCUGCAAUUCAAAGAAGCCUGGAGAAGUCUAG
Messenger RNA from Exophiala aquamarina CBS 119918, 336 nucleotides. Its product is annotated as transcription initiation factor TFIIA small subunit. The record is from RefSeq and is a predicted model, not a curated record. Gene Ontology annotation, biological process: transcription initiation at RNA polymerase II promoter; RNA polymerase II preinitiation complex assembly. Gene Ontology annotation, molecular function: TBP-class protein binding; RNA polymerase II general transcription initiation factor activity. Gene Ontology annotation, cellular component: transcription factor TFIIA complex. The transcript is spliced from 3 exons. Bases 1 to 336 code for a protein of 111 amino acids. Lineage: Eukaryota; Fungi; Ascomycota; Eurotiomycetes; Chaetothyriales; Herpotrichiellaceae.